Exophiala spinifera is the source of this 2061-nucleotide messenger RNA. RefSeq lists its product as uncharacterized. Gene Ontology annotation, molecular function: zinc ion binding; DNA-binding transcription factor activity, RNA polymerase II-specific; DNA binding. The transcript has 4 exons. The coding region runs from base 1 to 2061 and encodes 686 amino acids. NCBI's taxonomy places the organism in Eukaryota, Fungi, Ascomycota, Eurotiomycetes, Chaetothyriales, Herpotrichiellaceae. Gene Ontology annotation, biological process: DNA-templated transcription; regulation of DNA-templated transcription. The record is from RefSeq and is a predicted model, not a curated record.
AUGUCUAGCACGGCAACAUCUAUGGACGACGGCAGUAAGCCGAAAAAACUGGCCCAACCCCCGGUAAAGGUGGCAUGCACCUCCUGCCGCGCUUCGCGAACGCGAUGUGAUGGCCAGAAGCCCAUCUGCCAAAAUUGUUUGGUUCGAGGCAAAGAAUGCCGGUAUCUCAAGAGCAAUCGCGGGGGUCCACGCGUGUCGCGCAAGAAGGCCUUGCUAGCUGAGGAACAAAGACGGCGCGCAGAACAGAGUAAUAGUCUCAACGGCCAGGUGGUGCCUCCAGACGCCGACUGGAGUUCACUGGUUUUGAGCUCGGAAACGCUUCACGAUGAGUUGAUCGGCUCCAUGAUAGCCCCCGGGGCGGGCCUUCUGGACCUCGACAACGAAAGCCAUAGCGACGAGAUCUUUGACAGUAUAUUUCCGGACAUGCCGAAAUCAGAUCACUCCUCAGAUGUCCCUGAUUCGCAGCUGCAAUUUACUCCCUACAAUCCGCUCAUCCGACACUACCAGGACAACAAAAGCGUCCUCAAUGCCUACUACAUUUUCAUCCAUCCAUACUUUCCAAUCCUGCCUCCUCCGCCCAUGGUGUUGGAGGUUGACAGUCCUGGGUCCGAGUCGAAAGGCCUUCAACCUCUAUCACCGUUGGCCAUGGCCUUGCUGGCAGUCUUGGUUCUCAUACCCCACCCCGACGACCUCUUCGGGGACAGCGAUGAAUCAGUGUACCAAAGACGACAGGAGGCGCAUGCAUAUUCACAAAUGACAAUAGCAAGCAUCGAAUCUGAAUCCGAACUACUCGAGUCAACCACGAAUCCAGCUGCGGCUCUAGAAAAUCAUCGGCCGUUUAUCCAAAGGGAACCGCUACAUCCCUACGUACCUAUUGAACUAGAAGCCCUCCUGGCAUAUGUAGUCCUGAGUGUCUAUGAGUAUGCUCAAAGGGGGAAUCUCGCCAAAAUGCGGAACCGUGCCUCUCAGGCGUAUGACGCCGCCGUCAGCCUCGGACUGAACGACACCUCCAGACUUGCACCGGAUGAAUACACUGAAGCACGGAGGAGAGCAUGGUGGAUGACGUAUACUGUUGCAAUGCAGUGCGCCAUCGUCUCUGCCACCCCUCCCAUGAUGAUAACCGACCUCACUCAUUUCAGGACUCCCUUUCCCAUGAUAUCGUCGGAUCCGGAUGCCUGGCUCUUUUUCCUUGAAGCUCAGCAGACCAUCUGCCUGUGUACCCAGUACACAGUUGCUUUAAAGAAGGCGCUCGAGGCUGGCGUAAGCCCAAACGAGCUCAGCGGGAAGAAGACUGCACUUGAUAGAGAAAUUGACGCCAUACUUUACAGACACGCUGCCCAGCCAGUUGAUGUCCCACUACUAUCGUCGACCGAUUUCGAAGAGCAAACCCUAGCCAGGUCACUCCGGGCUCAAGCUCAUAUCAAACUCAACAGCGCACGAAUCAAGCUCCACCGCUAUAACGCCUUUCGAGAUCUACCAAUUUUUACGCGCAAACAUUGUGACCUUGAGCCUACCGAUCCGACGGCGCCACGACAGCUGGGCUGUUCUUGCCACUCCGUGAGCCCGACGGUGACGCCCGAAAGUAUUCAAUCCGGGAAUAACUCGAUAUCGCCUGCUGAUUCCGACCCCAUGCCGAAACUGGCCAGCGAAAUACCCUUCAACGACCUUAUCGCAGCCAAAAUCUGCAUGAAAGCUGCAUUGGCGAUAGGACGAGCCUUUGAAAUUCUCCCAUAUCCGAAUCCCAUGCAGCUUGCUCCACCACUUUACGGCCCAUCGAUGUUAUCGAUAACUUCAAUGAACCCUGCGCCACGCACCAUGCCUGCCUUCGCUUGUUGUGCCAUGCAAAGCUGCUAUACCCUGUUGACACUCUGUUACAGGAGUCUGGAAAGACAAUGCGUCUACCAGCGAAGUGUGGCGACUGAUAAAGGUCUGGAAGGUCUUUAUGCUGGCAUUGGCCGGGUCCUGGCAGCCUUGCAGAAUUAUUCGAUGGCGUUUGAGGCGUUGAAUGGCAUGACACAACAAGUGGAAGAAGCCCUUGACGCUGUCAAGGGUGCGAAAUAA